UAUGAAAAGCACAAGUCAUGUGUUUUAUAUAUCGCCUUUCCACGCAGCAUUAUAUCCCACCGUCCCAUGCUCUGCUAUUCUCCUGCUAGCUAAAGUUCUCUUUGCACUCCAGGAUUUCGUGGGUCGGUUGAAGGGCUUUGGAGCAGGAAAGUAAACACCUGACACCUUCGCAAUGGCAGCAGUUUUCCUUCGGUCUCUUUCGGCCAAGAAGGUUCCCCUCCAGCUGGGUCGUUGUUACUCCUCGUCCUCAGUGCCCACCACCAAGCUGCUCAUUGACGGCAAGUUCGUUGAGUCCAACACCUCUGAAUGGCUUGACAUCCACAACCCUGCCACUAAUGAGGUGGUAGGACGAGUUCCCAAAGCUACACAGGGGGAGAUGCUGGCAGCUGCGGAAUCGUGCUCCAGAGCCUUCCAGUCCUGGUCUGAGACCUCCAUCCUCAGCAGGCAGCAGAUCUUCCUGCGCUACCAGCAGCUCAUCAAGGACAACAUUAAAGAACUGGCUAAAAUAAUCACCUUGGAGCAGGGCAAAACCCUCGCUGAUGCAGAGGGAGAUGUAUUCCGAGGACUCCAGGUGGUCGAGCAUGCCUGCAGCAUUCCCUCCCUCAUGCUGGGCGAGACCUUACCUUCCAUCACCAAGGACAUGGACACUUACACCUACCGCCUGCCUAUUGGCGUCUGCGCUGGCAUUGCCCCUUUUAACUUCCCCGCCAUGAUCCCCCUGUGGAUGUUCCCCAUCGGCAUGGUAUGUGGCAACACCUACUUGAUGAAACCCUCUGAACGGGUCCCAGGAUGCACCAUGCUCCUCGCCAAAUUGCUCAUGGACGCCGGGGCACCAGAUGGUACGCUCAACAUCAUCCACGGCCAGCACGCAGCUGUGAAUUUCAUCUGUGACCAUCCCUCCAUCAAAGCCAUCAGCUUUGUGGGCUCCAACUCAGCCGGAGAGUACAUCUACGAGCGGGGAUCCAAGAAUGGCAAGAGAGUGCAGUCCAACAUGGGUGCCAAGAACCAUGGUGUGGUGAUGCCUGAUGCCAACAAAGAGAACACCCUCAAUCAGCUGGUUGGUGCUGCAUUCGGAGCAGCCGGCCAGCGCUGCAUGGCUCUCUCCACGGCUAUUUUUGUCGGAGAGUCCCGUGAGUGGCUCCCAGAGCUGGUGGAGCGCUCCAAAUCACUCCGAGUAAACGCAGGUGAUCAGCCUGGAGCAGAUGUGGGUCCCUUAAUCUCUCCUGAAGCCAGAGACAGAGUGGAGUUUUUGAUCCAGAGUGGGGUGGAUGAAGGAGCCACACUGAUGCUGGACGGGAGAAAUGUCACCGUCAAAGGAUACGAAAAUGGAAACUUUGUAGGACCUACCAUCCUGGGAAAUGUUAAGCCUGGCAUGAAGUGUUACAGAGAGGAGAUCUUCGGUCCAGUGCUGGUCGUCCUGGAGGCCGAGAGUCUGGAUGAAGCCAUUUCUCUAAUCAACAAUAACCCCUAUGGCAACGGCACCGCCAUCUUCACCAACAAUGGAGCCACAGCACGCAAAUACACUCAUGAGGUGGACGUGGGCCAGAUUGGCGUGAACGUCCCCAUCCCCGUCCCCCUCCCCAUGUUCUCCUUCACUGGAUCCAGAGGCUCGUUCAGAGGAGACACCAACUUCUAUGGCAAACAGGGCAUCCAGUUUUACACGCAGAUCAAAACUGUGACUUCCCAGUGGAAGGCCGAGGAUGCCACUGUGACCAGCCCAGCUGUUACCAUGCCAACAAUGGGACGCUAAGCUAAAUUGACAGCGAACACAUCACUGACCUCUCAUAUGCCUUAAGAAGAUGCCCAAGGAGGGGAUUUGGGGGGGAAUGGUUAACUUCCUUUUUACUGGAGGUUAUUAGUUGGUGACUGUAGACAACGUAGACGAUGCUGCACAAACACAUAAAAGCAAUUUCAGCCUCAUUUGGAGACAUCAUGGACUUACAGAACGCUGUCAGCCUCUUCAUGUGUUUGUCACUGUUUUCUUUGUUUCUGCUCUUUUCUCACUGGGUGGACCAUGAUUUAAUCAUGUUCAGUCAUUUCUUGAUCUGCGGUGUACUGUACUGUGGUGUCAUUUCUUUUAAAACCUACAAUAGAAAUCGGGUUCAGGGAUCGUCUUUAAAGCAGCAGCAGUAAUUGUCUUCCACUGAUAUCGACUCGGGGUCUUUCCUUGUAUUUUUUAUCAGAGCUUUGUUUAGACACCCCAGAAGUUGACAUAAAUUGAACAAAUGAUACACAACAAAGACCAUGCUGUCACUCCAUCAGACUAAAAUAAUGUUGCUUUCCUCCAUAUGGAUACUCUCCUGUAUACUGUGUUAGGAUGUGUCUUCUGUGUACCAGAUAGAGGUUCAUAGGUUUGUACUGUAUUUUCUGAGUGAUGCCCUUAAGUACCCAUGAAUGGCGUAGAUGUUCAGUUGCAGUGUUUGAAAUGACAUGGGCCUCACAUUAAUAUGGUCUUUAGGAACCAUUAUAAAAAGCUGUUACAUAACAGUGUGUGCUAGACUUCCUUUCCUCCAAUGUAUUUGAGCUACUUCAAACUUUGCUCAUUUUUCACUUCUCUGUUUGGAGAAAGAGAGAACAAGGGGGUUGACUCUGUGCUCCACUGAAUAAAGAUACUGUAAUUUGACUCCA
Molecule: messenger RNA, 2628 nt
Organism: Notolabrus celidotus (New Zealand spotty)
Lineage: Eukaryota; Metazoa; Chordata; Actinopteri; Labriformes; Labridae
Product: methylmalonate-semialdehyde dehydrogenase [acylating], mitochondrial-like
Exons: 12
Coding region: 173-1750 (525 amino acids)
Biological process (GO): thymine catabolic process; L-valine catabolic process
Cellular component (GO): mitochondrion
Molecular function (GO): malonate-semialdehyde dehydrogenase (acetylating, [NAD(P)+]) activity; methylmalonate-semialdehyde dehydrogenase (acylating, NAD+) activity
Source: RefSeq, a predicted model, not a curated record